Messenger RNA from Dipodomys ordii (Ord's kangaroo rat), 2349 nucleotides. RefSeq names its product mitochondrial elongation factor 2 (gene Mief2). The record is from RefSeq and is a predicted model, not a curated record. Gene Ontology annotation, cellular component: mitochondrial outer membrane. The coding region runs from base 103 to 1467 and encodes 454 amino acids. Gene Ontology annotation, biological process: mitochondrion organization; positive regulation of mitochondrial fission. NCBI's taxonomy places the organism in Eukaryota, Metazoa, Chordata, Mammalia, Rodentia, Heteromyidae. The transcript has 4 exons.
CCCGGGCCUUUCACGUUCCAUCCCCAGGCUGGUCCGGGUGCUGAGGUCCAGCAGAUCCACCGCGUCCUCCGGUCGGUGCGCCGACACCGGGCGCAGGAAGACAUGGCAGAGUUCUCUCAGAAGCGGGGGAAGCAGCGUGGUGGUGAGGGCCUGGGCAGCGCGGUGGACUUCCUUCUGGCCAACGCCCGUCUGGUGCUGGGUGUGGGCGGAGCAGCUGUGCUGGGCAUUGCCACCCUGGCUGUGAAACGGCUCAUUGACAGGGCAACCAGCCCUCGGGAUGAGGAUGACACCAAGGGGGAUGGCUGGAAUGAACUGAGUCUGCUAAAGGCCACACCACACCAACAGCCCCGGCCCCCACCUGUUGCCCUCAGCCAGCCCAUAUUGCCCCUAGUCCCCUCCUCCUCUGCACAAGUGAGGUCCACAGAUACCAGUCCUCAGACGCCUGCCCAACUCAGCUCUCCAGCACCGCUGUGCCUGACGUUCCAGGAGAAGCUCCUGGCAUUCGAGCGUGACCAUGUGGUUAUCCCAGCAGCCCAAGUGGCUUUGGCCAAACAGCUGGCCGGUGACAUCGCCCUGGAGCUUCAGGCUUACCUGAGGAACAAGUUCCCAGAACUGCCCUUUGGGGCACUUGUGCCUGGAGGGCCACUCUAUGAUGGGCUGCAGGCAGGGGCUGCUGAGCACGUGCGCCUUCUGGUACCAGUGGUGCUGGAGCCUGGCCUGUGGAGCCUGGUGCCUGGUAUAGACACUGUGGCCAGGGACCCCCGCUGCUGGGCUGUUCGGAGGACUCAGCUUGAGUUCUGCCCCCGGGGAAGCAGUCCUUGGGACCGUUUCCUGGUCGGGGGUUACUUCUCUUCCAGAGUUCUGCUAGAGCUACUCCGUAAGGCCCUGGCUGCCUCAGUCAACUGGCCAGCCAUUGGCGGCCUGCUUGGGUGCCUGAUCCGGCCCAAUGUGGCUUCAGAGGAGCUGCUGCUGGAGGUACAGCAUGAGCGUCUGGAACUCACUGUGGCUGUGCUGGUGGCAGUCCCUGGGGCCAGUGCUAAUGACUACCUUCUGCUCGCCUGGCCCCUAGAAGGGCUGGCAGGGAACCUCUGGCUUCAGGACUUGUAUCCAAUGGAGGCCUCCAGGUUGCGGGCCCUGGAUGACCAGGAUGCUGGCACUCGCAGAAGGUUGCUGCUGCUUCUGUGUGCUGUCUGCCGGGGACACCCGGCCCUGGGGCAAUUGGGGCGGGACCACCUGACUCAGGUGGUUCUGCGCCUGGGGGAGGAGGAAGCUGAGUGGGCUGAGGAGGUCCUGGGAGAGCGCUUUCUACAGGCCCUGGAAUUGCUGGUGGGCAGCUUGGAGCAGUCCAGCCUGCCGAGCCACUUCAACCCCAGAGUGAACCUCUUGGGCAGCUUUCGGGAGGAGGAGAUCGAUAACAUCGGCUAUGUGCUCUACAGUGGUCUGCAGGCACCUGAGGGACUGCUUUAGAGGAGCGAAGGCCCUGGUGGCCUGCAUGGUUUGUUUCCAGGGAGCUGCAGCUGCUUCCCUCCCAGAGAUCUGCAGAGUGGUGUUUUGCUUGCUUUUAACCAGAACAAAGGAGGGACAUGGUACUGGCUUAUGCUUGGGAUUCCGGAGUCUGGGGAGUUUGGGUUGCUGUCACCUAAGUGUGGUUGGAUGGCCCUGGGCAGCUAACAGUGCUCACCACUCAGAUACCACCUCAGACCUGAGUCCAGCUCAGGAUUUGGGCUUAGAACAUACCAGCAAUGAAACCACGAAGAAUGUGGUUUCUGCCAUCCUAGGCCAGGUAAAGGCCAACUACAUCCUUUUGCCAAGAGAAAUAACUUUCCUGGGUACCAACUCCAAGCAUCCUGAAGGCAUGUAGAGCCUGGCUAUUGAGUAUUGGUUCCACCCCUGAGGCUGGAAUCAGGACAGCUUUUUAGCUGUUGCAUGGUGUCAUUUUCCAGUUUCUCUUGUGUAUUUGGUUUUCUUAUUGAGUACUCUGUGGGCUGUCCCACCCGCUGCCCACUGGAUACCUCAGGGAAGGCCCUUUCCCUCCUGCUGGCUAAGUUUUCAGGGUGGCUGAGCCUGAGCCUUGCUCUUGCUGUGGGAGCCAAGCUAUGGGCUGCCCUAGCCAUGGAAGUUGCUUCUAAGCAGCACUGGAAAGCAGAGGGCAUGUCCUUCCCAGAGGAGGCCUGUGCGCAGACCUGGCCUCCACAGAGUGCCAAAACAGACUGCUGUCAGCAGAUGUAUGUAUCCUGACCUUGGAGCCUAGCUGAGGUAGCAGGGGCUGGCUGAGGAAGCGUGCCUCCCCUCCCAGGGGCCCCUUCAGGUUUGGUUCUCUGCUGCUGAAACAAAAGCUAUGCCUUGAAG